GCUGGGAGAAGGAGGAGCAGCUAGACCACUGUUCUUGGAGGAGGGCGAUGUCAGCAAGCUGGUGAAGGCUUCCCUCCUCUCUCCACCAUGCUCAACAGCACCAAGUAUGAAGCGGCAGCCCAGGAUGAGGCAGAUGCCUCCGCUCAGGGCGGUGGAGCCAGCCCAGCGGCGGGGCAGGUCCAACUCAAGAAGGAGAUCUCACUGCUGAACGGCGUGUGCCUGAUCGUGGGCAACAUGAUCGGCUCAGGCAUCUUUGUCUCCCCGAAGGGGGUGCUCAUGUACAGUGCCUCCUUUGGCCUCUCACUGGUCAUCUGGGCCAUUGGGGGCAUCUUCUCUGUCUUUGGGGCCCUUUGUUAUGCCGAACUGGGUACCACCAUUAAGAAAUCUGGGGCCAGCUAUGCUUAUAUCCUGGAGGCCUUCGGGGGAUUUCUGGCCUUCAUCCGCCUCUGGACUUCUCUGCUCAUCAUUGAACCCACCAGCCAGGCCGUGAUUGCCAUCACUUUUGCCAACUACAUGGUCCAGCCCCUCUUCCCGACCUGUGGUGCGCCCUACGCUGCUGGCCGCCUGCUGGCCGCCGCCUGCAUCUGUCUUUUAACCUUCGUUAACUGUGCCUAUGUCAAGUGGGGGACCCUGGUCCAGGAUGUUUUCACCUACGCUAAAGUGUUGGCGCUGAUCGCAGUCAUUAUCGCAGGCAUUGUGAAACUUGGGCAGGGAGCCACCGCUAACUUUGAGAAGUCCUUUGAGGGCUCAUCAUUUGCCAUGGGUGACAUUGCCCUGGCACUAUACUCAGCUUUGUUCUCCUACUCGGGCUGGGAUACCCUUAACUAUGUCACCGAAGAGAUCAGGAAUCCUGAGAGGAACUUGCCCCUCUCCAUUGGCAUUUCCAUGCCCAUCGUCACUAUCAUCUACCUCUUGACCAAUGUGGCCUAUUACAGUGUGCUGGACAUGAAGGACAUCUUGGCCAGCGAAGCUGUCGCUGUGACCUUUGCGGACCGGAUCUUUGGAGUAUUCAACUGGACAAUUCCAGUAGCAGUUGCGCUGUCCUGCUUCGGGGGCCUCAAUGCCUCCAUUGUGGCUGCCUCUAGGCUUUUAUUUGUGGGCUCGAGAGAAGGCCACCUUCCUGAUGCCAUCUGCAUGAUACAUGUCGAACGGUUCACGCCUGUGCCUUCUCUGCUCUUCAAUGGCAUCUUGGCACUGGUCUACCUGUGUGUGGAGGACAUCUUCCAGCUAAUAAACUACUACAGCUUCAGCUACUGGUUCUUUGUGGGGCUCUCGAUUGUGGGCCAACUCUAUCUCCGCUGGAAGGAACCCGACCGGCCUCGCCCUCUCAAGCUCAGCCUUUUCUUCCCCGUUGUCUUCUGCCUCUGUACCAUCUUCCUGGUGGCUGUCCCACUUUACAGUGACACCGUCAACUCCCUCAUCGGCAUUGGCAUCGCGCUCUCCGGCUUACCCUUCUACUUCCUCAUCAUCAGAGUGCCGGAGCACAAACGACCUCGCUGCCUCCGGAAGAUUGUAGCCUGCAGCACGCGCUACCUCCAGAUCCUCUGUAUGUCAGUUGCUGCCGAAAUGGACUUGGAAGAUGGAGAACACAGUCCCAAGUCUAAAUAGAAUCUGGAAUUCUGAGAUGUGGACAAAACAGGUGGUGCUUCUCUCCCAUUGGCCAGAAGCUCUGGAGGAGGCAUCUAGGAGCCCAGUCUUGGCAGCUUCAACUCUGAACUUGCUUUUGAGGGAAGAAAAGUAAUUUAUUUGCUUUGCUACGUGUUGUUUCAGACUUCAUAAGGGCUGGCGCAGACUGUGGCGGCAAGCAGGAUACUUCUGGGCCUUGGUUCUGGAAACACCUGGGUGCGCCUACCCACUCCUCUUUUCCUUUACAAGGGCCAAUAAUGCUCCAAACCUGUCUCCUUUGGAGGGACACAGAACUGUCACAGAUGCAGGAGAAUAAAGAGGUUACGUUCCUAAA
Messenger RNA from Acomys russatus (golden spiny mouse), 1960 nucleotides. It is a transcript of the gene Slc7a7, whose product is annotated as solute carrier family 7 member 7. The transcript is spliced from 10 exons. The record is from RefSeq and is a predicted model, not a curated record. Gene Ontology annotation, cellular component: membrane. Gene Ontology annotation, molecular function: basic amino acid transmembrane transporter activity; L-amino acid transmembrane transporter activity. Bases 88 to 1608 code for a protein of 506 amino acids. NCBI's taxonomy places the organism in Eukaryota, Metazoa, Chordata, Mammalia, Rodentia, Muridae. Gene Ontology annotation, biological process: amino acid transmembrane transport.